This is a messenger RNA of Rhagoletis zephyria (snowberry fruit fly), 1435 nucleotides long. Its product is annotated as chloride intracellular channel exc-4-like. Gene Ontology annotation, biological process: chloride transport. The record is from RefSeq and is a predicted model, not a curated record. Lineage: Eukaryota; Metazoa; Arthropoda; Insecta; Diptera; Tephritidae. Gene Ontology annotation, molecular function: chloride channel activity. Gene Ontology annotation, cellular component: apical plasma membrane; cytoplasm.
GAACUAAUUAUAUUUGCAAUGCGAUUGAUCUAUAUUCCAGGCAUCUACAAUCGACGGUAGGCGAAAGGGUGCUUGCCUCUUUUGCCAGGAGUACUUUAUGGAUUUGUAUCUGUUGGCAGAACUGAAAACUAUCAGUUUGAAGGUUACAACGGUUGACAUGCAAAAGCCACCUCCAGACUUUCGCACCAACUUCGAGGCGACACACCCGCCUAUUCUAAUCGAUAAUGGAUUAGCAAUCCUUGAAAAUGACAAAAUUGAAAGGCAUAUCAUGAAGAAUAUUCCUGGCGGUUACAAUUUAUUUGUACAGGAUAAAGAAGUGGCAACACUGAUCGAGAAUUUGUACGUGAAGCUCAAAUUAAUGUUGGUAAAGAAGGAUGAAGCCAAGAAUAAUGCCUUGUUGAGCCACUUAAGAAAAAUCAAUGACCACUUGGCUAAUCGAAAUACACGUUUCCUAACCGGCGACACUAUGUGCUGUUUUGAUUGUGAACUUAUGCCGCGACUGCAGCAUAUCCGCGUGGCAGGCAAAUAUUUUGUGGACUUUGAAAUACCGACACAUUUCACUGCAUUAUGGCGUUACAUGUAUCACAUGUACCAAUUGGAUGCCUUCACACAAUCGUGCCCUGCAGAUCAGGACAUCAUCAAUCACUAUAAAUUGCAGCAGAUGCUAAAAAUGAAAAAGCAUGAGGAGCUUGAAACUCCUACGUUUACUACUUCCAUUCCGAUCGAUAUUACUGAGUAAUGCAGAUCUUUUGUAUGUGGUGUAAUAUGACCAGAGCAAGUUGAAACGUUAGCUUGCUAUAACCUUAGACCGUAUAGCAUUAAGAAGCCACGCCCCUGCUUUCAAAAAAUAAUUCCACUUUUUAUAAUACACGCUUGCGUAUACCCACUUACAAAAUAACAUGUGAAACAUAAAAUAAUAUUCCCAUUUUUUAAUAAUAUAAUUGAAAUAAAACCUAAACCAUAUUUUUUAUGUACUAUAUGGGUGUAUUCCUAAGAACAUAAAUACACAUAGUACACUAUUCUACAGUAGAUGAAAAAUAUUCAAUAUGCGUAUGCAGUUGCGCCAAUUACAUAGGAAAACGUCGAAUGUUGCUCUUCAAUUAUAUUUCUUAGUAAAGUUUGUUUUUGUAUUUAAUUUGCAAUGUGAGCACAGUUCAAUGGCGUCGUUUUUGAUAAAUGGGCAUAAGUAUUUGAAAAAUAUUUACACUAAGUGCGAUUAUUUUUAAUUAAGUUUGAUUUGUUGCCAACGUUUGAUUUAAUUGCAUUCAUUAGAAAUACUUUUUAAUGUUUACGAUAAGUAUUUAACAAAGAAUCCAAGAUUGACGAGGACUUAAAAAGUUCAAAUUAUAAUGAAGCAAGUAUGCCAUUACAUCAAAAUCAAGUACAUUAAAUUAUUAAACGCAAUACGUUACACCGUUUACAACCGUUUACAAUU